Messenger RNA from Rhinopithecus roxellana (golden snub-nosed monkey), 1550 nucleotides. RefSeq names its product distal-less homeobox 5 (gene DLX5). Bases 328 to 1197 code for a protein of 289 amino acids. Gene Ontology annotation, biological process: cell differentiation; anatomical structure formation involved in morphogenesis; embryo development. The transcript is spliced from 3 exons. The record is from RefSeq and is a predicted model, not a curated record. Gene Ontology annotation, molecular function: RNA polymerase II cis-regulatory region sequence-specific DNA binding; DNA-binding transcription factor activity, RNA polymerase II-specific. NCBI's taxonomy places the organism in Eukaryota, Metazoa, Chordata, Mammalia, Primates, Cercopithecidae.
GUUGGACGAGUUAGGGUGUUACUGCUGCUCCCGAGGCCCUGGCCAAUAGAACCAGAUCCACCCCGCUGUGCGUAAGCGCGCAAUUAAGGAUUUAACCAAGGCAGUGCUGCGCCUCAGCCAGCAGUCAGCCGGCCGGAGACAGAGACUCUAAGACUCCCAGCCUCCUCCUCGCCGCGGCCGCCGCCUCCUCCUUCUCUCCUCCUCCUCUUCCUCCUCCUCCCUCGCUCCCACAGCCAUGUCUGCUUAGACCAGAGCAGCCCCACAGCCAACUCGGGCAGCCGCCGCCGCCACAACAGCAAAGACAGCCGCUGCCGCCGCCCGUGAGCGAUGACAGGAGUGUUUGACAGAAGGGUCCCCAGCAUCCGAUCCGGCGACUUCCAAGCUCCGUUCCAGACGUCCGCAGCUAUGCACCAUCCUUCUCAGGAAUCGCCAACUUUGCCCGAGUCGUCAGCUACCGAUUCUGACUACUACAGUCCUACGGGGGGAGCCCCGCACGGCUACUGCUCUCCUACCUCGGCUUCCUAUGGCAAAGCGCUCAACCCCUACCAGUAUCAGUAUCACGGCGUGAACAGCUCCGCCGGGAGCUUCCCAGCCAAAGCUUAUGCCGACUAUAGCUACGCCAGCUCCUACCACCAGUACGGCGGCGCCUACAACCGCGUCCCAAGCGCCACCAACCAGCCAGAGAAAGAAGUGGCCGAGCCCGAGGUGAGAAUGGUGAAUGGCAAACCAAAGAAAGUUCGUAAACCCAGGACUAUUUAUUCCAGCUUUCAGCUGGCCGCGUUACAGAGAAGGUUUCAGAAGACUCAGUACCUCGCCUUGCCGGAACGCGCCGAGCUGGCCGCCUCGCUGGGAUUGACACAAACACAGGUGAAAAUCUGGUUUCAGAACAAAAGAUCCAAGAUCAAGAAGAUCAUGAAAAACGGGGAGAUGCCCCCGGAGCACAGUCCCAGCUCCAGCGACCCAAUGGCGUGUAACUCGCCGCAGUCUCCAGCGGUGUGGGAGCCCCAGGGCUCGUCCCGCUCGCUCAGCCACCACCCUCAUGCCCACCCUCCGACCUCCAACCAGUCCCCAGCGUCCAGCUACCUGGAGAACUCUGCAUCCUGGUACACAAGUGCAGCCAGCUCAAUCAGUUCCCACCUGCCGCCACCCGGCUCCUUACAGCACCCGCUGGCGCUGGCCUCCGGGACACUCUAUUAGAUGGGCUGCUCUCUCUUACUCUCUUUCUUGGGACUACUGUGUUUUGCUGUUCUAGAAAAUCAUAAAGAAAGGAAUUCAUAUGGGGAAGUUCGGAAAACUGAAACAAAAAGAUUCAUGUGUAAAGCUUUUGUUUUUUUUUUGCAUGUAAGUUAUUGCGUUUCAAAGGACCGCCCCCCCUUUUUUACAGAGGACUUUUUUUGCGCAACUGUGGACACUUUCAAUGGUGCCUUGAAAUCUAUGACCUCAACUUUUCAAAAGACUUUUUUCAAUGUCAUUUUAGCCAUGUAAAUAAGUGUAGAUAGAGGAAUUAAACUGUAUAUUCUGGAUAAAUAAAAUUAUUUCGACCAUGAAAA